AUGAAGGUUGUGAGCCUCACUGGAACCAUUGUGCUUCUCUGCACCUCCACUGCAACUGUUCAAUCCAUGGCCAUUGGAACUCAUGAUUCAAUGGCAACUUGUUACCAAAGAUUUUCAAAAGAAACACAGUCUUUAGAAGAUGAAGCAAUGGUUAUUCCUUCCAGCCAUGACUAUGAGGAAGCAGGAGAUAGUCAGUCUGGUGGUGGUAGUAAUAAGAGCUCAUGUUGUGGCUGCACCAUAAUGUAA
Molecule: messenger RNA, 246 nt
Organism: Melampsora larici-populina 98AG31
Lineage: Eukaryota; Fungi; Basidiomycota; Pucciniomycetes; Pucciniales; Melampsoraceae
Exons: 1
Coding region: 1-246 (81 amino acids)
Source: RefSeq, a predicted model, not a curated record